AUGGAACAGUUGUGGGUAGGAUGCUGGCAAGAGAUGAAUAAGUUUCAGCUUGAGCAGCUACCUUGCCAGCAUGUAGUUGCAGUUUGCCGCUUCUUGAAAGUAAAUGUAUACUCAAAGGCUUCUCGGUAUUACACUCGGAAAACCUGGAUGGAUGCUUAUUCGGAUAGCAUCUACCCGAUACAGCCUCACGGAAUGUGGGAUAUUCCUGAAGAUGUUCGAAGUCGAGUUGUGCUGCCUCCCAUUGCAAGGGUCAGGCCAGGCAGACGAAAGAAGAUAGAAUUCCCUCGCAAGGAGAGGGCACCAUUAGAAGAAAGUGCUCAAGGUGUGUUUCCGCAGGCCACAAUAAAAGCACCUGUAAAAACACUAUUCCAGUGCGCAAUUUACCGUGAUACUCCGACUAUACCUUCUUUUGUGAUUACAAAUUCGGCCGAUGCAUAG
Prunus armeniaca (apricot) is the source of this 438-nucleotide messenger RNA. The record is from the annotation of a GenBank genome assembly. NCBI's taxonomy places the organism in Eukaryota, Viridiplantae, Streptophyta, Magnoliopsida, Rosales, Rosaceae.